UAGAACCUCUCCUAUCAUACACACCCAACAUACAUACCUAGUGUCAAUUCUUCUAUUUACUAACCUAGUAUACUAUACCUACAUAUGUAGGUACCUACCUUAGACCUCAAAUUACCCCACGAUCGCCAUUCGGAAGGGUCUAUCUAAAAGAUGGCUUUUAUUUCCGACAUCAAGCGACUUCAUCGAAAUAAUGUCGCAACUCUGCGUCGCUCCCCGCUCGCAGAGAUAUCAGGCGCACUUGGUGAUCUGGGGACUCUCCUCCCACUGAUGAUCACCCUCGCCGUCAAUGGCUCAAUCUCGCUAUCGACUACACUUGUAUUCUGUGGCUUCUAUAACCUCAUUACCGGUGUCAUAUUUGGAAUUCCUUUGCCAGUUCAGCCGAUGAAGGCCAUCGCGGCCGCUGCUAUAGCUUCUCAUGCCUCGGAGCGCGAAACUGUAGCUGCGGGUAGUGUGGUCGCUGUUGUUGUGCUUUUCCUUAGCGUCACCGGUUUAUUACACUGGAUCACUCGCAUAAUUCCCAUCCCCGUAGUCAAAGGUAUCCAGUUCGGUGCCGGCCUUUCCCUCAUCAUCUCGGCAGGCACUUCGCUGCUAAAGCCGUUCGCACACCACUGGGACUUCCCCCUUGACAACCUCGUAUGGUCUUUUGCCGCCUUCUUAUUACUUGUCCUGACUCAAAAGGCGACUCGAUUCCCAUAUGCCCUCAUCAUCUUCGUCGUUGGCCUAGUCCUCGCUAUCAUAUCCGUCGUCAUCAGCUCGCAUCAUCAUCUACCCCAUUUCCGCAUCUGGAACCCCUGGUUCAAACUCCCGCAGUGGAGUGCAGAUGCUAUCGGCAUGGGUGUCGCGCAGCUACCCCUCACAACCCUGAACUCCAUCAUCGCCGCUAGCGCAUUGGCCGCAGACCUGCUUCCUGACCUACCUACGCCCAGUGUCACAGCCCUCGGAAUCAGUGUUGCUGCCAUGAAUCUCCUGGGUUGUUGGUUCGGUGCUAUGCCCGUAUGUCACGGCGCCGGUGGGCUUGCCGCUCAGUACCGAUUUGGGGCACGGAGCGGAGCUAGCAUCAUCAUGUUGGGUCUAUUUAAGAUGCUCCUCGGAAUAAUAUUUGGGGAGACUUUGCUAGACUUACUCAAGGCCUUCCCGAAGAGCUUACUAGGAAUUAUGGUCAUUGCCGCCGGUCUAGAGCUCGCCAAGGUUGGCCAGAGCCUGAAUCACGGCGCAUCGGACUUAUGGGAGGCAUCGGUUGAUCAGGCACAGCACAAGAGACACCGAAAUGUAUCAGACGAGGAAAGAGGUGAGAGGUGGACGGUUAUGCUCAUGACUACGGCGGGUAUCCUAGCUUUCAAGAAUGAUGCUGUUGGGUUCGUGGCUGGGAUGCUGUGCCAUUGGGCUUACAAGCUUGUAGACUGGAUUGAAAGAAGACGGGGUCGUGGCUCAGGUGAAAGAGCGCCUUUGUUGAGCAGGUAGGGCACGUGCCUUAUUAAGCAGUGACUCUACCUGACAGCCUGGGUAUAUACAUCUCGGGUGUGUAUAUAUGUGUGUGAGCGUGUAUGAUGAGUUACCUAAGGUAAGUUUAUUUCUCAUGGCAUGCUGAUGUGGUAGUGUUAUCAAAUAUUUAUUGAGCAUAAUGAUUCUCUACCUAGUAUUCAGGUACCUAUUCAAUGUUGUACAAUACCUAGACCAGCACACAGACAGGAGGGCUUCUUUCAUGGAAUGUAAACUUUGUAGUACACCGUGAGUUGUCAAGAUACUACUACAUAAUGACUGCCAUGUGACUACCCUAGGUUAAGUAAAUACCUACGUAUGCAGCCAGUCA
This is a messenger RNA of Hypoxylon fragiforme, 1810 nucleotides long. RefSeq lists its product as uncharacterized. Gene Ontology annotation, molecular function: molybdate ion transmembrane transporter activity. NCBI's taxonomy places the organism in Eukaryota, Fungi, Ascomycota, Sordariomycetes, Xylariales, Hypoxylaceae. Gene Ontology annotation, biological process: molybdate ion transport. The coding region runs from base 151 to 1461 and encodes 436 amino acids. The record is from RefSeq and is a predicted model, not a curated record. The transcript is spliced from 2 exons.